UUUUUACAUUUAAAAAAAAAAAAAUCUUUUUUGCAAUCCUUCAAAUUUUGUCCAACUAAUAAUUACAAAUUAAAAAAUAUAAAUAAAUUAAAUAAAAUAGUAAACAAUCAAUAUAUUAUUCUGCAUAUUCAUCAAAGUGACUCAUGGAUUGUUUUUAAUUAGCCGUCAUUAAAAGGAAAAGGAGAGAAAAACACAAGAAAAUCAAUCAAAGUGAGACAGCUAAUUUAGCACGUGACCGACACCUGUCGCAUCUUUAUAUAAAACAGAUGUGUUACAUUACUGAUCAGUCAUCACAGAUACAUUGACAACUGUUGUACUAAAAAUCUCUAUAAUAGUCAACAAAUAAUUGUCUGUAAUUGUCAUCACAAUUGUUAAUAAAUAAUCUACAAAAUGGUGACUGGUAGAGCAUUACAUUUUGUCUUUAAAAUUGCUGAUCGUGGCUUGACAGCAAAAUUUUAUCGUGAAAUUCUAGGAAUGAAGGUUCUUAGACAUGAAGAAUUUAGUGAUGGUUGUGAUGCAGCUUGCAAUGGACCUUAUGCUAAUCGUUGGAGUAAAACAAUGAUUGGAUAUGGUCCAGAAGACAGUCAUUUUGUCAUCGAGCUUACUUACAAUUAUGGAAUUAAAAGCUAUGAACUUGGUAAUGAUUUUCAAGGUAUUACUAUUCGUUCAAGUGAUGUCAUUGAACGUGCCAAAAAAAAUAAUUGGCCAAUCAGUUAUGACAAUGACAUUGCUGUUCUUCAAGCACCUGGCGGCUACAAAUAUUACGUAAUAAAUCAGCCACAAUCUGAUAAUAAAGAUCCAGUUGAAAAAGUAACUUUGUCAAGUUCAAAUCUUGAUAAGAGUAUUGCAUAUUGGAAAGAUUUGCUGGCAAUGAAAGUUUAUGAUCAAAAUGAUAGUAAAGUUGUUCUUGGAUAUGGUGAUAAUCAAACGAAACUUGAAUUGAAACUCAUUGGUACUGAAAUUAAUCAUGCUAAGGCUUAUGGAAGAAUUGCAUUUGGUAUUCCAUAUGAUGAACAGCCAGCAGUGCAAAAAAAAAUGAAGGAAACAAACAACAAGAUCUUGACUGAUUUGAUAACACUGGAGACACCAGGAAAAGCUUCAGUCAGGGUCAUCAUUUUGGCUGAUCCAGAUGGCCAUGAAAUUUGCUUUGUUGAUGAAGAAGGCUUUCGUCAAUUGUCCGUACCAGAUUACCCAAGUGAAGCUAUUCUUGACAAAGCCAUAAAAAAAGAUCCCUCUGUUUAAAAUUUUUCAACAGAAAAAUAUAUAUAAUUUAUUAUUAUGUUUUUUUAAUUUAAAUUAAUUUUUUUUUUCUUUUAUUAAAUGGUAAAUUUUAUUUUUUAUGAGAAUGAAUCUCGAUGGUGGUGGUUGAUAUAAUAAAUAUUUAAGAUAAAAAUAAAGAAGAAAAUUUUUUUUUUAUUUAAUACUCCAUAGGUUAAUUCAAAUAAAUUCAGACAAGUAUUUUCUAUGAUUUUUUACAACUUUAAAAAAUUAAUAUAAGCUAAAAAUUUAUCCCAAGAUAUAUUCAAUGGUCUCCAGGAUUUUAUGUAUUUACAUUUGCAAUAUAACAAACUGAAAAAUCUUGAUUCAUGUAUUUUUAAUGAUGCAAUAGAACUUGAGGAACUUGACAUAAGUUGUAACAAACUGACAACUUUAUCAAAAGAUUUGUCUUGGUCAUCUUGAGUACUUAUAUUUUAAUCAUUUCGUCAGUAAUAUUAUGUCAUUUUUUAUUCGAAAUUUUAGCUAAAAUGUAAUUCAAUGAAUUAUCAAAAAAACCUGUAACAAUAUUGUCUAGCUGUUGCGACUUUAACUCUAGAAGAUUUUCAAGACCAUUGAAUGUAUUUUUCAAUAAAACUGUGAGAUUGUUUUUGCUAAUAUCAAGUUCCUUGAGUUGUAACAACUUAUGGAAUAUAUUAUUCGAUAAAGUUUUAAGAUUGUUUUGACUUAUAUCAAGUUUUUCAAGUUGUAA
This is a messenger RNA of Aphidius gifuensis, 1966 nucleotides long. RefSeq names its product glyoxalase domain-containing protein 4. The transcript is spliced from 7 exons. The coding region runs from base 391 to 1242 and encodes 283 amino acids. The record is from RefSeq and is a predicted model, not a curated record. NCBI's taxonomy places the organism in Eukaryota, Metazoa, Arthropoda, Insecta, Hymenoptera, Braconidae.